Molecule: messenger RNA, 1708 nt
Organism: Paramecium sonneborni
Lineage: Eukaryota; Ciliophora; Oligohymenophorea; Peniculida; Parameciidae
Source: the annotation of a GenBank genome assembly
AUGAUCAUCGAAAAAAGUAAAUUUAUGAAUAAUACUGCAUAAUAUGGUGGUUCACUUUUAAUAAUUAGGGUUAAUACUAUUAUAAAGGAUUGCAUUUUAAAAAAUAAUUUAGCAGAUAUUGGAGGAGCUAUUUAUUACUAAUCUGAGUAUGAAGAAAUAUAUAUUUUGGAUUCAAAAAUAAUUGAAAAUAAGGCAAAGAUUGCAGGAGGUUUGUAUUUAAGUUCUUAAUCACUUUAAUUAACUAAGUAAUUAGAUUUAUAAUUGGAUUAUAAUAAUUCAACAGUAUAUGGAUCUAAUGCUUUGGAGAGACCUAGAUCAUUAACAUUAUCAGUUAAUGUAUUUCAAACAUUUUUAGAGAAAAAAAAAAUAAAAAAUGCUGAUAAUUAAAUUGUUGAACAAAUUAUUAUUAAUCCAUAUAAGACUUUAGGUUCCUAAUCUGAAAAUUCUCAAUUGAUGUUACCUUCUGGAAUAACAAUAGCGAAUUACAGGUAUUUUGAUCCGAUAAAAUCAGAAUUUAUUCCUUAUAAUCUUAAAUUUAGGAUUAUUGCCUUAGAUAAUUAUUAACAAUAAAUUAUGGGUUUAUCAGGUUCUGAAUGUAAUUUAUAACCAAAAGCAUUUAAUUUAAGUUCAUAAAAAGAAGAAUAUGAUAUUUAACUUAGUUUGUCCUAAUAUGAUGUCUAAUUUGAUGAAUAAAGUGGUGAUUAUAAUUUAGAUAAUCUAAUAAUUUAUUUCAAUCCUACUUAUGAUUAAGAUAUAGUUCUUCGAUUAUAAAUUUAAUGUAGUAGUGUUUAUGUCCCAUUAUAUGAAAAUAAUCCACCUUUUUAAAUAUAUGAUUAUGUCACAAAUUAUUCAUUAUAAGUUGAUAUUCGAACAUUUCCUUGUUAAUUAGGUGAAUUCUUAAAUCAAACUUCUGGUGGAUGUGUUCUUUGUGAUAAAUUUUAAAAUUAAUACUAAGUAUCUUAGAGAGCUUAAAAUUGUAGUUAUAAAGAUGAUUCUAAAAUAAAAUCAGUGGAAUCAAGUAUGAUAGAACUAAGAGAACAUUAUUGGAGAGCAUAUUAUUAUAGUGAGAAUAUUGAAUAUUGUUAUCACUUAAUAGAGAAUUGUUAAGGAGGUUGGAGAUCAGGAGAUUAAUCAUGUAUAUUAGGACAUAUAGGAGCAUUAUGUGAAUAAUGUGAUUUAUAUAAUUCUAGAGGAAGUGGAUCUUAUUCUGUAAGUUCAACCUAUUAAUGUGGAAGUUGUGAUGAAAUAGCUUAUUAUGUUAUUACAAUAAUAUUUGUUAGCAUUUGGACUUUGAUUUCAACUUUGAUGUCAGUAAGUAGUACAAAAUUAAUUAUUGAAGAAUUUGUAAAAGGAUUAAGUUUAAAGGCUUUUGGAGUAAGAGUAGCAAUAAAAGAAGCUCAAACUGCUAUCCUUAUUAAAGUAUUCACAAAUUAUCUUUAAAUAAUAUCAACCAUUUCUACAUUUUAAUUGUAAGUUCCUAUAGGAUUAGCUUCAAUUGUUAAUAGUGUUGGUAAUCCUAUUUAAUCACUUGCUUAUUCAUUAGAUUGCUUCUUAGUUAAUAUCACAAAUAUUUUAAUAAUAUACUUUCGAAUUAUUUGGAGUUUAAUUAUAACUUCUAGUUAUAUAAUUAUUAUUUUUAGUUUUGUUGGAAUUGCAACUAUUACAAAACUAAUAAAAUUUAACUUUUCUUUUAUUUCUACUUCUUUGA